ACAUUUCCCAUCAUGCUCUCUUGCGGCGUGACUGCGGGCGCGCAGGUAAAGCGAGGAAGUCGUCUGUUCUGCUGCUGACCGAACAGCAGUUUAGGGGCAGUCGCAUUUUUUGUUGCUCUUUAUGCAGAAUGUGCAGGGAGAUGAUCUUUGCUUCCUAGAAAGAGAGCGGGGUCUGCACUGCGUUUGCUUUUGAUAGGAUACAGGGCUUUAUAGAAGGCGGACCCGCACCCUCAGAAUUGCAAUUGUGCAAUUCUGCAGAUCUGGACAGUCGGGAUCUUCUGGAUUCUGAAGAAUGGUGCAACCGAAGACAAUUUUCUUUUUUACUUAGCUUUUCCCCUCCUACACACCCCUGCCCCUCUUUUCUAGCCGGUGUCUGACUGCAGAGGGGAAUAGCCUGCCUCUGAAGAAGAGUUAGUGGGCUAAAAAUAAUAAACAAAAACCCAAAUUGUUGAGUGCUGCAUAAUAUUUUGUCCUGAAGCUGCUGAUCGCGCGAGGCAACCAGGCCUAUAGCGCAGCUCAGUCGGAGUGUUUAGUUUUAGAACCAGCGCCUAGAGAUGAUGAGGAAUGACCUGUCCGUGGCGCUUGCUGGCAUCGGCGGGGCAGGGAGCCUUUUAAGAAGCAGCGAGCCCGUGUCUCUGUCUCCAGUGGCGUCCCAAGCAGCUUCCUUACUGGAAGAGGCUGCAGAUCUGCUGGUGAUGAACAGGGACUUCGCGGCUGCUCUGGACAGGUGCGAGAAAGGCUGCGAGAGGCUCAGGAAGGACCUCGAGAAUGAAGAUGCUGACAGGUAAGUGCUGAAUUGAGGCAGAGGUCGGGUGAGAACUGGGAAGAGUGGGAUUGAUCAGUGCCAGAUUUAGGUAUGUGCUGAGCUACCUGCAGCCCAUGAACUAGGGGGUGGGGCUCAUCCUUUUUAAAAUAAAAAAACCAGGCAGAUUUUAUUACCUAGGCCCAGUUGCUUAGUAAAAUUAAACACACAAUGUUUAUGUGUCUAUGACUGUGUAUGAGUUACACAAUUGCGUACUUACUAUUUAGUAAAGUUCGUGGAGGUUUUAUGCUGCUCAGAAUCAAAUAAUAAAGGCAGCCAUGAAGCAAUACAGUGUUCGGAUCACUGUCUAGCAUUAUAGAGUACAUUUUGAGAACAAGUGAGGAUUAUAACAUAGCUGUGAUUCCCCUAUGAAUGUUCUCUGUGAAUGUCUUUGAUAAUUCCAUACUUUUGUAAACUUACUAAACUCCUAGCCCGUGGCCUCCAGUUGCUUUAAUCCAGUCCUGGAAUUGAUGUCGUUCUUCUAAAGGGAAUUAAAUAACGAUAUUUAUUCCAGUACCUGUUAGCACAAAUGGCAGAAGAAUGCAGUUUCUUACAGAAAAAGAUAUUUUACCAUGUUACAGCAGAGGGACGGGAAGGGUAAAAUGGCCACUGGCUGUGCUGGAAGACAGCAACUUCCUGCUCCUCCUCUCCUUGAACUUCUCCUAUUACCAUCUGGUUAUUAUAAAACUUUGUAAAUAAGAACUACUGUCUGUGUUUGCUCCCCCCCAAUACCUUUGCCUUUUCUGUCAUGCCUUUUAGAUAGCCCUUGCCCCCAGACUUCCAAUCUUGUUGCUGAUCUUUGUGUGGCACACUGGGAGUCCUUUUCAGCAGCAGAGUGAGGUUAAUUUUUAAUAAUAAUAAUAAUAAUAAUAAUUACAUUUUGUGCAUCUCUUUUCUGAAUCAGCUCUGAAGAACUGAAAUGCUCCUUAUGCACUGUGGGUAUCCAGGCCUUGGCUGAGAUGAACCGAUGGAGAGAAGUCCUUCCUUGGAUUCUUCAGUACUAUCACGAUCCUGAAUGUUGGCCUUCCAGAAUUCUAGAGCUGUGGUGGGUUCUGCUCUUAUAGACGCAGAGUUAUAUUAUUGUAUUUUGGGGGGUGGCAAGCCUGUUACUGGACUGUACCAGUUUAGGCUGCGGGUGGGGGCUUGCAUAGCUGAAUGCACCUUCAUGCAGAUCAGUUCCCUGCAUACAGAAAACUAGAUAUCUGGGAGAAAGAGGCAUUGCACCCUAGCCUUCUGCCAGACAUGCUAGCUUUCUGUGUGUAUGGAUUUUCUUUUUUUAUGGAGAUGCAGUAAGUCAUAUGAUCUCUCCUGAAGGAGCGUCUCCAUCCCCAUCGUUCAACCCAGACACUGAAGUCCAGUGCUGAGGGCCUUCUGGUGGUUCCCUCACUGCAAGAAGCGAAGUUACAGGGAACCAGGCAGAGGGCCUUCUCGGUGGUGGUGCCCGCCCUGUGGAACGCUCUCCCAUCAGAUAUCAAAGAAAUAAACAACUAUCUGACAUUUAGAAGACACCUGAAGGCAGCCCGGUUUAGGGAAGUUUUUAAUGACUGAUGUUUUAAUGUAUUUUUAAUCUUUUGUUGGAAGCCUCCCAGAGUGGCUGGGGAAACCCAGCCAGAUGGGCGGGGUAUAAAUAAUAAAUUAUUAUUAUUACUAUUAUUAUUAUUGUGUCUGGGAAGGACGUGUUGCUUGGAGAGUGUUCUGAGGGCCAGAUAGAGCCCUGCACUAAAUUAUGCUAGCUCCCUCUGUGUCAAGGGCUUUCUUGAGAAUGCAUAAGAAAAAUAAUAUGCAAAUACAAUGGUGUCAUUAUAAUAAUAUUAAAGUGGUGGUAUUGCUUUGUUUCCCUCUCAGCAUCCUCCUGCAUAGUAAAGUGGAAGAACCUCAUGUGAUGCUAGAAGUCGCCAGAGAUUGGUUACAUUCCUCAGCCAAUCAGCACCUGCCUAGUUACGGCCUCUUGGCUCAGCUGCACCUGUUCCAUGUGCUGUUGCCGCUCAGGCUCUUUGCGGAGGCAGAGGACCUAAUCCGAGAUAGUAAAGCAUUGAGCAAAGAGCAACAGGUGGAGGCCUAUGAGAGCAUUAAGGAGCAGAGGCAGCAGUGGCUGCAGAAGGAAGAGGAGGUGCGCCAGCUUCCCGAGGAGCGGCCAGAAAUGGUGUGGAAGCAACGGUUGGGUAGGCUUUUCUUAAAAGCAAUCUUAUGUGUUUUGUAGCUGAAACCAUAGAUGCCUGGAGUAUAUAAAUUUUCUUGCCAUCUGGAAACAAAGCCUUAUGAGGAAUGGUUGAAGGAGGUGGUUAUUGUUUAGCCUGGAAAAGAGGAGAAUGAGAGGAGAUAUGAUAGCCAUCUUCAAAUAUCUGAAGAGCUGUCACAUGGAAAAUGGAACAAGCUUGUUUUCUCCUUCUCUGGAGGGUAGGACUCGAACCAAUGGAUUCAAAUUACAAGAAAGGAAAUUGCGACUAAACUUGAGGAAAAACUUUCUGACAGUAAGAGCUGUUUGACAGUGGAACAGUCUCCCUUGGGAGGUUGUGGACUGACCUUCCUUGGUGGUUUUUAAGCAGAGGUUGAAUGGCCAUGCUUUAGCUGAGAUUCCUGCAUUGCUGGGGGUUGGACUAGAUAACUCUUGAGAUCCCUUCCAGCUCUACAGUUCUAUUAUUCUAGUAAGAGAAUUGCAGUCCUACAGUAUUCAGACAGCUUAAUGAAAUUGUUGGGUGAAGGAGACACACUUUCAACAUCUUCACUGGGUUUUACUAUUAGCAUAGAUAAAGCAUUUGCUAAGGGGCAAAAGCAUUUCCUUGAUCAGCCACAAGAAAUCGGUGAUGGCUGUACAGUCCUCACAUGACAACGGUGGUGUCUGGAGAGCUUGUAAGGGAGGUUAUUUUUCAUGGAAUCUUCUCUGGAAAUAACUUUUAAAAGUUUCUUUUGAGCGGUGCCUCCUCACCACUUUCCCUGGCGUAACGUCUUCCUUUUGUUUUGCAGGUUUGGUAUCCCAAAAGGUGUUGACCAUAUUGGCACAGCUGGGUCGAGUGCUGGGAUCCUUGGCAGGCCAGCUGUGUUCCAUCCCCUACAGAAAGACACUCUUGGCUGCUUUCAUGUUGUGUCUCAUUGUCGUGAGACUUGACCCAGGUAUACUUGAGAGAGGGGAGACAGUGGGAGGGGAAGGGAAAGGAGAAGUAUCCAGCUGUUACUGUGUGAAAUAUUUAGCCUAUGUGGGGGCGUAUCUGGAAUGGCAGUGUGUGUGUGUGUAUUGACACACAGUGCUGCUUGGCCAUGUUUGGGAUUUCAGGAAUGACUUGUAAAGCACAGACUGCUUGGGAUAUGGUCAAGUCUGCCGUAUCUGGAGUGGGAUGGAAUGAGAGCCCCAAAUUCAACCGAGGUCCAGGAGCAAAGGAGUAGAAGGCCUGGCAGGGAGUAGCUGCAUAAGAACCAAGUAUACGACAGUUUCCUGAGUUAGACUCUUGGCUGAUCUAGCACUGGCAAUGGCUCACUCGAGUUUCAGGCAAGGAGUCUGGGAACAGUAGUUUUAGGUGCUGGGAAUUGUAGCUUUCUGAGGGGUCUUCUAACUACUCUCAGCUACCUUAACGAACUACAGUUCCCAGGUUUUUUUGGGGGGCGGAGCCGUUGCUGUUAAAGUGAUAUGACAGUGUUUUAAACAUAUGGUGCAUGUGAUACCUUAGUGGUUUAUUUUAGUUGUAUGAGAACCCUUGGGACAUUGGGUGUUUACAAUUGGAGGAGGAAUGUUUGACCAAUGUCGUGAAUAAUAUUUGCUUAUUGUUAUGGGUAGAUAUGAGAAAUGAAAGUCAUCAUCAUCUUCUUCUUCUCUUUUCCAGCAUCGCCCACUUCUCUGCCCUUCCUCAACAGGCUAAUCCAGCUUUUCCAUCAAGCCCGCUUGGCUGCAUUUUCACCACACUACAGGCCUCCAAUUCAAGACUAACUGACUCCACUGCCUUCUGUAUGAUGCUGAAGCAGUGCUUGUUGGAGGACCGUGGAGAAGCCACUUGCAAGUCAAUGAAGGUGACUGCAGCUGUUGAGAGAGCACCUGCAGUGAGGCAGAGACUUCUUCGAGAAUUAAGGAUAGUGGCAGGGCAGUAUCUGGGCGGGGUGUCUGCUGUGCCAUGACCACAGCGAUGGGACUGAUAAAGCAUUUCCAUGAUAGAUAGUUGGAAUUUGGUGACUUUGUAUAUGAUCACUUAGAAACACUUGGCAACUAGAUAUCUUUAUAACUGAGUUCUUGGAGCUUCUGUUUAAGGCUGAUUUUUUUUUUGUAUUUUUGAUUCUGUGAUGUUGAUUUAUGUAUUAUAUAUGUAUGCUUGUAACAUUAAUUUUAUUUAAAUCACUUCUGUCUUGGUUUUUGGUCCCAGUUAGGAAAUGCCCCUGUCCCCCGACAGAUCGCAAGCUGUGAUCACGUCCACACCAUUCGUUUAAAGCAGAGUUUCCCAAACUUGGGUCUCUGGCUGGUUUUUUUUACUACAACUCCCAUCAUCCAUAGCUAGCAGGACCAGUGGUCAGGGAUGAUGGGAAUUGUAGUCAAAUAAACAGCUGGACACCCAAGUUUGGGAAACCCUGGUUUAAAGCAAAUUUAUAGCACUUUUAACAGUCAUGACUCCCCCACCAAAGAAUCCUGGCAACUGUAGUUUACCCCUCACAGAGCUGCACUUUGCAGCACCUUUCACAAACCACAGUUCCCAGGAUUCCUAGUGGGAAGCCAUGUGCUUCAAAUGUGUCAUGUGGAUAUCAUCCAAAUGGACAGAGGUAAUAAAAUGAAGCAGAGAGCAAAACAAAGCUAGCCACAUUACAACUCCUAGCAGCAAAGGGAAAAAAAUCCUCCAAAGGCUGCUAGAAAAUAAAGGUAUUGACAAAUAAGGGGACUAACCAGGACAGCCAAGGAAGGGUGUUCCAUAAUUUGAGCAGUGCAACCCAAUGGACUCUUCCCCAUGAUGUGGUUAACCAAACCUCCACUGGCAACAGGACAGAGUGAGGCCUCUGAUGAAAAUCACAGUGGGUGGGCAGGCUCACAUGGAAGGCUGAAAUUCUUCAACUGUCUGGUCAAAAUCCCUUCCUUAGGGUCCCCAAGCGCUUGACAGCCAAGCUGAUUGUUGGGUGCCCAUUGGGCAAGUGCAAAGGGUGUUUUGUAAGCCACCCAGAGCUGCUGUUUUAAACUUCUCAUGUCCUUGAUUUAAAGAGGGAAUGUGGGGAAGCUUUUCAAAGGGCUUUAAGGGCAAGAGCAAGUGCUGGAAACAAGCAGGUAGGCAGAACUGGAGUUAAUAGGCUCAAAAACGCAAGUCUAGCUGCUGCAUUUGGCACUGGCUGAAGUUUCCAAACACUUCAGCAGCCCAGCAAAGUGUGUGCUGCAGUCAUUGUCUAGAAGCACCCAAGACCACAAGCUUGGUUUUUCAAGGAAACUGCUAUCCCUUCCAGUAAAGGUGUGUGUCUAAUCUUGGAUUGGCUUUCCUACUGAUCCAGAAGUACCUCUGUCUUGUCUGGCUUAAAGUAUCAACUCAUUGGCCCACAUUCAACCCACCACUGCUCUCAAGUUGCAGUUCAGGAUCUGCACACCCUCCCUGGACGGAAGGAAGGAAAUGCAAGCUAGAGAUGGGUGUCCGCAGCAUAUUACUGACACCAGAUAACCUCCUAGCUGUUUCAUGCAAGUGUGAAAUAACGCAGGGGACACACUGGAGUCCUUUGUGAUGUAGGGAAGAGGCCAAGGAAUUAAACACGAAUCUCUAAAUGCCCUGUUCAGCAACUGACUUGCAAGGUAAGACUACAGCCACUGCUAAACAGCACCUCCCAUCCCAAAGGGGUGGUCAAUGGUAUUAAAAGCUUGUUGCGAGGUCCAACUGGCCUGCAGUCCCCUUGUUCAGCUCACAGCACAGGUAAUCCACUAGUGUAACAGCUAUUUCAGUGCCAAAACCAUACUGCAAAGGAUAAAGAUCGUACGUUGAGCACUUUGCCCAAGUAGCAUAAAUAGGAAACCAGCAGGUAAUCGCCUAGGAUGGUGGGAUCUGAUGAAGGCUCCUUUGAUAAUGCCUUACAACUCCUUCCUUCAGUCCAUACGGUACUUCACCAUUCUUUACAACCUGCCCCAUCCAACUGACCUGCCCUGCUCUGGCUGCCUUAAGGAGUCAGGAUGGGCAAGGGCCAAGAGGACAGAUGAUCAGCCUAACACCUCCAAGCACCUCAUCCACAUCCUCAGGCUGAAGGAGCUAAAACAUACCUAUUAAAACAGGAUGAGCAGGUAACAGCCUAUGAAGUGCCCUUGCUGGAUCAGAUCAAAGGCCUAUCUAACUCCACCUCCAGUUCUCACAGCAGCCAACCACAUGCCUAUGUGAAACCUGCAAAAAAGUUAUGAAUGCAACAGCAGUACCAGAUGACAGCAGGAAUAGCAUGAUGCUCUUAAUCCCAGGGUCGGCAGCGAGGCUCCUCACAGGGUCUCUGCCAUGGGAGCAUAUUCACCCAGUGCUUUUCCAGCUGCACUGGCUCCCGGUGGAGUACAGGGUCAGAUUUAAGGUGCUGGUUUUGACCUUUAAAGCCCUUUAAAGGCCUAGGACCCUCAUACCUACGGGACCGCCUCUCCCGGUAUGCCCCAUGGAGAGCCUCAAGGUCCAUACAUAGCAACACCCUAGUGCUCCCGGGCCCUAAGGAAGUUAGAUUAGCUUCAACCAGAGCCAGGGCCUUUUCAACACUGGCUCCGGCCUGGUGAAACGCUCUGCCUCAUGAGACCAGGGCCCAGGCUUGGAGCCAAUUUGAUUCCCUCCCCC
Podarcis lilfordi (Lilford's wall lizard) is the source of this 7545-nucleotide messenger RNA. The record is from the annotation of a GenBank genome assembly. Lineage: Eukaryota; Metazoa; Chordata; Lepidosauria; Squamata; Lacertidae.